AUGACAAGCAUUGAUACUCCUGAGAGCAACGCAAAGCUCGACAACCUCUCAAGGGCGCUGGGGACUGUGAUCGCCAGACCUUUACCGACAAUCCAACGACUAUCAACUGAAGCAACAAUUGGCAUUGCCCUAUACAGAUAUGCCAUGAAACAUUCGCUGAGAAAUUGCCAUCAUUUCAACCGCGAUCUUUUAAUUCUAUCAGGCCAUGCCACCAGGUGGCAAUCCUUAUUCGCGCACUUGACUCAAGUGAAUGAGUCAACUGCUGAGCAAGCAAGAUCAUCUCCCUUCGUUCAAAACAAUUCGACCUGUUUCGGCGACUCAAAUCAGGCCAUUGCGAGCGCUAUCAGCUUAGCGAUCGCGGGAAGGAGUCUCGCAGCCAUUUACAAUAAGCCAGGCUUCAACUGGGUGAAUUACAUGACGUGGUGCCUAGUCGAUGAUGUCCGUCUUGAUCAGGGCACUGGACUAGUGGCAUUGUCCCUAGCUGGGAAUUGGAAGCUGAACAAUCUUUGCAUUAUCUACGAUAGUAGUUCUACACCCUGCAACCAACAGAAUGCCACUGACAUCAAUGCCAAGUUGAAGGCAAUGGGCUGGGAUGUCAUACAUGUUCUGGAUGGGAUCAAUGUCGCAGCUCUCGCAAGAGUCCUCGGCAACUCUAGAGAAACCGACAAGCCGACGUUCAUUAAUAUUCAAAAAUCGAAGAGCUUUCCAUUUAAACAUCAGCCUCCGACUCUCAGCCAUAACGACCAUUUCUGCAUUCCAAAAGAGGUUUACGACUUCUUCAUGGACGUCCCAGGCCCCAGCGAUGGGUAUGAGGACGACUGGGAGGCUAGCCUCAAACGAUACGAGGAGCUGUAUCCAGCACUGGCCAUCGAGUUUCGACGACGCGUUUCUAGCACGAAACCUUGCGGUUUGAAGGAGAACGUUACCUCACAGAAGUUGGUGCAGACGAGCGAUACAACGUCGCCAAAUUCAACGACUUCACAUCCGCCUCCCGAAAAGCUUACGCAUGAAAACCACUCACAGUCCCGCUCCCCAAACGGCAAGAGAAAAUAUAACGAGGUGGGCGAGGCAGCGCGACAAAUAGCCUGUCUCCCAAGUCGCAGACCGGCAGACCCAAACACCUUCUACAUUCGCCCUUGUGACCCUGAAGAAGUCGCUGGGGCCUUUCUUAUCGCCAUGAAGCCAUCUCGGAUGACCACCAUGAUAUCACUACCCCAGCAUGUCAUGGCUAGCUACCCUCAGAACGCAUCUCGCGAAGGUGUGACCUUGGGCACAUAUGUCUUUGCUGAAGUUGAAGGCGAGGAUUUUGAUGUCACGCUUAUCGGUGUUGGUUCUGAAAUGCCCUAUACCCUGGGAACGCGGAGCUUUCUCGAUCAAACGUAUGGUAUCAAGGCUCGGGUGGUAUCCUGUCCCUGCCUUGGGCUAUUUGUCCGGCAGCCACAAGACUAUCAACUUUCGGUACUCAAAAAAGGCCGUGGGAAGCCAGUAGUGGUAAUCGACGUGGCCGACAGCAACAUCAACUGGGAGCAGUAUGCUGAUGUAUUGGUCGCAUUGAAACAAGUCUGGAGGAGUCGAUUAAAUAAGUCUAAGCAGACAUUGUUAUGCAAUCAGCCUUCUGAGAUUGGACCAAAGAUUAAGGGAUUUAUUGAUGAGUUCAGAGGGCGUAGGAAUUAA
Molecule: messenger RNA, 1674 nt
Organism: Ilyonectria robusta
Lineage: Eukaryota; Fungi; Ascomycota; Sordariomycetes; Hypocreales; Nectriaceae
Product: thiamine diphosphate-binding protein
Exons: 4
Coding region: 1-1674 (557 amino acids)
Biological process (GO): pentose-phosphate shunt
Cellular component (GO): cytosol
Molecular function (GO): transketolase activity
Source: RefSeq, a predicted model, not a curated record